Messenger RNA from Tilletiaria anomala UBC 951, 4205 nucleotides. RefSeq lists its product as uncharacterized. The transcript has 3 exons. The record is from RefSeq and is a predicted model, not a curated record. Gene Ontology annotation, cellular component: cytoplasm; nuclear pore. Lineage: Eukaryota; Fungi; Basidiomycota; Exobasidiomycetes; Georgefischeriales; Tilletiariaceae. Gene Ontology annotation, molecular function: GTPase activator activity. Gene Ontology annotation, biological process: intracellular transport. The coding region runs from base 121 to 3849 and encodes 1242 amino acids.
GUUGCCGCAUGCCUCCGUCUUCUUGUUUUCACUCAUAAACAUCGCAAAAGCUGAAGGCCAGAGAGAGGGCGUAACUUCGCUGCCGUGAUCCUAAAGAGGUGAGGAGAAACAACACGCAGCAUGGACGCCCACGAGUAUUUCCAAGAGGCAGGCCCAAGCCGACAGCCGGGCCUGCGAAGCACGACCCAGCUCUCCUCCUCGCCGACCCUGCCUCCUGCAAAAGGAGACGAUUCGUUCGGCAUGGUUGACUCUUUUGGAAGAACGCAGCAGUCAGGCGUGAACGUACGCGUAGGCAGGUCGCCUCGCACGCCGAGAGUCAGGGCAUCACCAUAUUCGAGGCCGCACGCGAGUUCCUCAUCACGACUCGGACCAGGAGCGACACAUGAGCACGGAGGGUCCGCCAAUAGUCCCUUUGGGGCCCCUGCGUUGAGCCCUUCUUUAGCAUAUCAAGCUGGCCAGUUGUCUGCAGCACGUAAGCUUGACAUCCGCAGGCCCGCAAGGGGGCAAGAUGCCGCUGGAAGAAGCAAGGCAAAGGCGGCUGGAGAAGAAGACGUGCACCUUGCACAAGAAGCUGCAAAAUCACCUGGAAUGCUGCAAUCUUUCCUUUCUCUCAUUUCUCCUUAUCGAUCUGCACGCAAAGAACGCUCAGCAGCGUUUGGCCCCGAUCUCAAUCCAAAUGUAGACGCGGAGCGCCGAGCAGCGACCGCUUCGCCACUCACUCGUCGGCUGAAUGGCGUUCAGGACUCAGAAAGGGCCUCGCAACUUCAGGCCGACAAGAUCUCGGUAGCUGCCGCUCUAGGAACACGGAGCGGCAACAGGUUGAGAGGCGUACUUUCGCAGCCUUCACUUCCACGCCAUGCCGGCCCAACAUCAAGCGGCUUUGCAAAGUACAGCCGCAUGAACGCUGCACAGGGCCUCUUCGUCUCAAGCCAGCAGCCCUCUGUAGGGGGGGUUGAAGCGACGCAAAGAAUGGCGGAAGAAGAUGCGGAUUCAAUGCAGUCCACGGACCAGGGACCGGAAGGCAUCGCAUCACCCGCCACGAUGCAAACCCCAACCGCUCGGACUAUGCAGGGGUCAGGUCAUAACGAAGGUGUUCCAGACUACUCUCCACAGCGUAACUAUUCUCUGUUGUCCAAAUUCUUCACCGAGAAGAGCGGCGCAUCAUCUUCCGGAGAUGCAGAGCCGCUGACCGAGCUGGAGCUGGCGGGCUGCAUGAAACUCAUCGAAGAGUGCGCCUCUGCCGGACGCGACUUGGAGAGCGAGUUUGGAGAGAUUGCUGCAGGUCACGACAUAACAGCCAGUAUCGCUUCCAAUGCGAACAGCGGUGGCCUGCUAGGCGUCGCGGGACCUUCGCGAACAGGUUUGGGCGUCUCGCCUCGCCGGUCCGAGUCGAUUGGCUCUUCACCUUCUAUGCGUGCCGGUUUGUACGAUGUCGAGGUUGGCGGUCGCCCCACACCGCAGUUGCGCCCAUCUCGAUCAUUCUUGUCGCCGUAUCACGUUGCCAAAAAGACACAGGCGGCAUCUGCUGCCACCGUUCUGGCGCCCGUCAUCCGCUCCCCACCGGCUAGUGUCAGUCCAGCUGCGCGGCGAACGAGGCGAACCAUCUACCUCGGCCCAGGGCUGAGCGUCGCGGCCUCGCCACGGACCGCCAAUCGAAUGCGACAAGCGCCGCCGGCGCAAACGCUCGAGUUGCCUUCAUUCGUCGUGUCAUCGGCUGGAUUUGGCAGCAAAAGGGUUAGGAGGGAAGAGCCGGGCGCGGAGCCGCCGAUGGAUUCGGAGAUGCGAGAUACACGCGCGCAGCGGGACCAAGAAGCUGGUGACAAUGCAUCGCCUCCUACUUCGCUUGCUUCAUCCUCGACGCCAUUCACCAACAAUGCGCUAACUUCCCAACCCGCCUCUUUUCCGCAGCCUGCCUCGCCCGUGCCAAUGACUCCAAGUCGGUCACAGCCACAGUAUCUCCAGCAGAAGCAAAAUCAGCAGGUCACAACUCAGGGUGCUUCGCCAACAGCUGCUGCUUAUGGCUCCGCGCAGCCUACUAUGACACGAAGUGCGACCGCUUCCGCACUCCUUGGCAUCUUGCAAGAGCACCCGCUGGAGCCAUCCCCUCGCCCUCAGCCUCGACUGGAGGUGAUCAACCCCUACCAAAACGCUUCUGUAUCCGCACGUCUCCCUUCCUCUUCAUCCUCCAAUUCGGUCGCCUCCGCCCCGCGCACGCCAGGAUCAUUGGCGCGUGCACGGGAUCGCGGUAGCAUCAGCGAGCGCAUGGCCAAGUCGCGUGCUCAAGCUGUGGCUAAUGCGAAGCGCAAAGCGGCAGAGGAGGCCAGCAAGAAGGAGAGCGUGUUGGAUCUCAUCGAGAAGUCUGCGCCGAGUCCACGCAACAACAAGAGACUGCGCUCGUCCGCAGCUGCAUCGGAUGCUGCUUCAGGCGACGCUUCGAAUACGCUACCCUUAACGGUGGCGUCAAGGGAUCAGCCGCUGCAGGAGAAUGACCUCUUCAGCAGAGGAGCGGCUGUGCCGGACAAAGCGGAAAAGUCAAAGGCCGCAACAGAGGAAGCCAAGAGACGGACGCAGGCGCUGCAAGAGAAGGAGAAAGAGCAGGAGAAGGCAAAAGCGAGUGCAAAGACAAAGGCGGUGGAAGAAGAGCGAGAACAGAUGAAGGCAAAGCAAGCAGCAAAAACUUCUAGCGACAAGCCCGCGGCUGCCCUGCCCAGUAAGCUUAUUCUAGCGCCAUCAAGCAAUGGGAAUUUGGCGGCUCCAUCGUCCCCGUUCUCCUUCCAGCUACCGGCACAACUUGCAGCCAGCAUUCCUAAGAAACCUAGCCCUCUUGCUACGGCUGUCUCGGCGGCUCCUGAUUCACCAGGAUCAGACCGAGAGGACAGGACGUCCAUCUCAAGUGCACAAACUACGCCCUCGAAGCCUGUUUCUACGCGUUCGGCAGCAGAGUCUGGAAUAUUUCCUUUCACAACGCCAGCCACCAAGUGCCAAGGCACUCCGACCCCUGCCGCAGCAUCAACUACACCCGUGUCAGCGCCCCCUUUUACUCUCACCGCAGCCGCCACACCGAAGAUAUCUGCUCCUGCUCUAGUUGCAUUACCCCAGACAUCGCGAGACGUAGCACUGGGCGAGCCGCCGUCAGCACUGCCGAUCUUCGACUUUGCACUGCCUUCGCGUGUGAACGAGAGGAUGCUCUCUGCUGCUGAAAGGGCAGCGCGAGAUACGGCUUUGUCGACUUUGCCGAAGGACCUGCCGGCUUUCAAGUUCAAUGAUGAGCCAGCAGGCUCAGCUGCCGCCACACAGACGCCAUUUUCGUUCCCGUCACAGGCAUCAGGCAGCAGCACGAGCGGAUCAGCUGCUCCUUCUCCAACGAUUCUAUCGCUGCCGACCUCGUCGCCAACUGCAAUCAAGUUCUCGCCUUCUAAACCCUCGGCUCCGCCACAGCCUUCCAGCGAGUCAUCUGCAUCUGAAGGUACGGAGGACGGAGAGAUCACCUCGCGCGACAAGGGGCCUGGAGAGGGUGAGGAAGACGAAGACACACAACACGAGGUCCGAGUCAAAGCCUGGCGAAAGGACGGAGCUGCUUGGAAGGACGUGGGCGUUGGCAUGCUUCGUCUGAAGAAGAAAAAGUCUUCUGACAAGCGGCGUAUGCUCAUGCGCUCUGAAGGCAAUGGCAACGUCUUGAUCAAUUUCAACCUCGUCAAAGGCCUCACAGCUCGGCAGGACAAGACACAAAUCGUUUUUAUGGGCUUUGAAGCCUCUGAGAUGGUCAAUUUCAGAGUGAAGGCCAAGAGCGCAAGCGAGGCGGCAGCUCUCAAGGCCGCGAUUGAGAAGGAGGCUGCACACGUCGCCUGACGCUGUAUUGUGUAUGAGAAUGCUCAGCAACUUCCGUCUGACGACUUUUGCUCACAUCUGUGAAUGUUUCGCCGCUCACAACGUUUGACGAAAGCUCACCCUCUUUUUGAGAGCACGCGCCCCAUCAUCCACGGCGCGGGCAUCAAUACUGUAGGGCAGAUCGAUGCAAGUCUGCGCUCGACUGGGAUUUGGCUAAUCUGUGCUGCAUAUUCACUUGCGCGCCCACACGGAAAUCAUCCAUUAAGUCUGAGCGAACAUACAGCCGAACGCGAGAGGGCAAGGUUCGGCUCGAUGUGGCACUAUUCUGGCCUCACCUUUCUAUGACCGCGAGCAAGCUUUGCUCGUCGGGCUAGUUG